Messenger RNA from Aspergillus chevalieri, 1128 nucleotides. Its product is annotated as alpha/beta hydrolase family protein. The transcript has a single exon. NCBI's taxonomy places the organism in Eukaryota, Fungi, Ascomycota, Eurotiomycetes, Eurotiales, Aspergillaceae. Gene Ontology annotation, molecular function: 1-alkyl-2-acetylglycerophosphocholine esterase activity. The coding region runs from base 1 to 1128 and encodes 375 amino acids. The record is from RefSeq and is a predicted model, not a curated record.
AUGCCUCUCAUUGCACUUCUCCUCUGCAUCCUCUUCCAUGUCGUUCACUCCAAAAUCCUUCUGCCUGGACCCUCCGGACCCUGCCAGGUACACAUCAAAUCAACGGAACUAGUCGAUACCUCGCGGGUCGACCCUUACAGUCCCAAGCACGAUGUCCGAGCUAUCAUGGUUAGCACAUUCGCGCCCAUCCACUGCGGCGAGGUGCACUACAUGCCCUACAUACCCCCGCGAAUCUUCCCAGAAGCCAGCCGAAGAAUGAAGCUCCCAAAUAGCACCCUGAACAUCUUCGAGCUGCCCUCAUUUGCGCCCUCUGAGGACCAUCACAACGACACUCAAAAAUAUCCCGUCAUCCUGUUCUCGCCAGGGAUGGGCAGCUCUCGACUCAUCUACGCCAACAUCCUCGAAGAAGUCGCUAGUGCGGGCUUUCUGGUUAUCUCCAUUGACCACCCACACGAUGCCGCUGCUGUUGAAUUCCCGGAUGGACAUGUCAUCUCCAUGAACCCAAAUAUACCACACAACGUUCCAUUAGCCCUGGAGACUCGCGUUGGUGACGUCAUUUUCACCCUGAACCAACUUCAACGCAACAUCCAAUCCAUAUUACCCUCAUCUUUCUCCAGAAAGCUAUACUUGGAUAAUGUAGCCGUCGUCGGCCACUCAGAAGGCGGCGCAACCGCCGCAGCCACAAUGUUCAACGACACCCGUUUUGCAGGAGGCAUCAAUCUCGACGGCAGUCUAUUUGGUCCCGUCGUGCAAAAAGGACUCGACCGCCCAUUAAUCAAUAUCGGUGAUCCACAUCUGGCAAAGGAACAGCAUUGGGCUUGGGAUGUGAUCUGGUCGCGUCUGCGUGGCUUCAAGCUUCAAUUGCGGAUCAAUGAUAUCAAGCAUCUGGGCUUUACUGAUCUGCCGCUGGUGUUUGAUAGUGCUCCGAAUGCGAAGGCGCUUCGUAAUGAGAGUGCGGAGCAUUUGGGGUCUUUGCCUGGUUUGGGCACGCUGCCUGGGUUAAGGGUUAGGGCGAUUCUGGCGGAGUAUAUCACGGCUGCUUGUGGGUUUUUUGUCACGGGGAAGAAAUCUGACCUGUUAAAUGGGCCGUCUCCAUUGUAUCCGGAGGUUGUAUACGUGAGGCAAUAG